AUGAGACGCUUUCCCCAGAAUACCAGCGGGAUUUAUGCCUAUUCUGAUAGUACUAACAACUGGAAAACGUAUUUUAAUCAUUUAUUAUUCUCCCACCCAGAGCAUCUCCCCACAACCGUAUGUGGGAUAUGCAUUAUAAAUAUACUUGGAGCAUUUUUGAAGAUCAAGUUGAAAGACUCACCUUUUCCCCUCCCAAUAAUCCUGUUUUUAAUAGGAUGUACUUUUGAAAUCCUAAGUUUUUCAUCUUUUAAGGUGCAGAAAUUUACAGAGCCAAUACAAUGGAUGGAUCCUGUCAUAUUUAUUAAUUUGUUUACUCCAGUGAUUAUAUUUGCAGUUUCAUUUGAUACAGAUUUUUAUAUGUUUAAAAAACUAUUUUGGCAGAUAUUCAUUCUUACAGUUCCUGGCUUUUUCCUGAAUUAUGCCUUAGUUGACUGGUAUCUGAUGUCUGUGAAUAAGUUAGUUUUGAAAAGCACUUCCCGGGUAUUAUUUGCAAUCAUCCUUGUCUGUACAGAUCCCAUGCUGACCACAAGUGCCAUAAAGAAUCUUGGUCUUUCAAAGGGCCUCACACACUUAAUUAAAGGAGAAUGCAUGUUGAUGGCUGCUUUAGCUGAUAAUACCUUCAGGAUCACUUUACAAAUUGCUGACAAUUAUUAUAAGGAAAUUUCUAGAACAUCAAGUGUUGAUAUUGUUAAUGAAAUUGCAAAAAAACUUCUGGGAAGUUUUGUUUUGGCAUUUGCAAACUACAAAUUUUUCCAGUUUUGGCUCAAGAAUAAAUUCAUUGAUGAUAUCAGUGAAGCAAUGCUUGGUUUUUCAUUAGUAUACAUCAACUUUUAUGUGGCUGAAUGGAGUGGAAUGUCUGGAAUUAUUUCUUUAUCUGUGGCAGCUCUUCUUUUCAAUUCUACAAGCUUUAAACCGGGAGUUAAACUAUUCCUUUUCAAAUUCUGGAAAACUCUCAGAUUUUUUGCUUCUCUGAUGGUAUUUACCCUUAUUGGCAUGAUGAUCCCUGCACAUGCCUACCUAGCUGUAUCAUUCUCGGAUAUAUAUUAUACAGUGCACCUCUACUUCACACUGAUUGUCAUCAGAAUUCUGGUCUUUCUGAUCCUAAGCCCUAUUUUAUCUCGUCUUGGCUAUGGAUUUCCCUGGCGCUGGGCAUUUACAAUUGUCUGGAGUGAAAUGAAGGGGCUACUUAACAUAAACAUGGCUCUUAUAUUUUCUUACUCUGAUAAUUUCAUUGGAUCAGAAAGAGAAAAAUCUCAGAUAUUACUUUAUGGAGUGACAGUAUGUUUAAUUACCUUACUCAUCAAUUCAAUUACAUUACCUCGAGCAGUUAUCUACUUAGGUCUCCGUGAUAUUACAUUAACAAAACGCAAGUCACUCUAUUACACGGUUCAACAUUUUCAAGAAAUAACCAAGACUGCAGCCUCUGCUUUGAAAUUUGACAGAGAUCUUGCCAAUGCAGAUUGGAACUUGGUUGACAAAAACAUAACAUUUCAAAAUCCAUAUAAGUUGACACCAGAAGAAACAGAUCAGAAGCUCAAAUGUCUGAGCUGUAACAAGGAAAUGGCAGAGACCACCAUUAGCACUGAAAUCAUGGAACUGGCAAGAGUGCGCCUCUUAUCAGCACAAAUAGCAAGCUAUGAGAGGCAAUACACAAAUGAGAUUUUGUCCCAAAAUGCAGCCAAAGUCUUGGUAAGCGCUGCAGGGAGUUUUGACGAUAAAAAGGGAGAAUUUAUGAGCUUUCAAUCAAUACAGGCUUAUGUUGAAAAAUAUGAAAUUUUUAAUGUCUUCAGGAAAAUGUUACUAAAUUGGGUUUAUAACACUAAAAAAGAAAAAGGAGUGCCACCAAAAACUCCAGUUCCUUUAUUUUGUCAUAAGAUCGUGUUUAGUGAUGAAUUUCAAUACUCUGGAUAUCUUGUGAUCAUGUUGAGUAUGGCUCCUCUUCUAAUUUCUUGGAUACCACCAUUAUAUGGGAUCUAUAGCAUGGAAAUCAGAUCUGUAAACCGCACAUUCCUUUUCUUUUACAUACUGGAGGCCGUAUUUAAGAUGAUAGCAAUGAGGAAAAACUUUUUCCUACAUAGCUGGAACAUAUGUGAGUUAGCAAUAACAUCGGUUGCCAUCAUUGAAGAAGUAAUGCUUGAAGAAGGACAUAUUGGAACUACGGACUCCUUGAGUCAAAGUAUGAUCUUUCUGAGAAUUGUGAGGUUACUUCGUAUAUUUCGCCUCUUAAAGAUCAUAACACCAAUGAUACUUCAGUUAAUGCAUAGGAGAAUUAGCCAUCAAUUGUCCUUUAGAUAUGCCAUCUUAAAAGGUUAUGUUCAAGGUGAAGCAGAUGUAGCAUGUGUAAUUGACCAGAUCGCUAGUAGUAAAUCAGUUGCUCAGGUAAUACGUAAUCGUGUGUCCAAGAAUGCAGAAAAUGCUAUGAAAGAAUUAGGCUAUUUAGAGUAUGAUCAUCCAGAUAUUGCCAUCACUAUGAAAACCAAGGAGGAAAUUAACCGUUUGCUCACUGUGGCUUCAGAGAUUGUUAGGAGCUUAGAGUCAAAAGGAAUAAUUAAUAAAGGUGAAGUUUCUGAAAUACACAAGAUGAUUACUACCAAAAAAAAAGACCUGCUAGGUUUGGAACCUGUUAUCAGAGUUCGUUCUCUUGACGAAAUGUUAUACCAUAUUCCAUGGCUAAACAAAUCAGGAAUCCACAUAAAUUUCAUUAAGAAAGCUGUCAAAGUCUUGACCUUCGAUUGUGGAAAUAGUAUAUUUGAAGAGGGUGAUAAUCUGACAGGAAUAUAUCUGAUUAUCUCUGGCAUGAUAGAGAGAUCGAGUUCCAGACCUUAUUCUGGAAUUGACCAAAUGGAGUCGGAGACAGAAGAAAAAGGUCAUAUCGUUUAUGUAGACUACCUCUUCAGUGGGGCAAUCAUAGGAGAAUUGAACUGCUUAACCAAUGAGCCCGUGAAAUUUACUGCCACCUGUAAAACCGUAGUAGAGAUCUAUUUCAUCCCCAAAUCUCAUUUGUAUGAUACAUUUGAAGAGUGCUGUCCUUCCAUAGAAUAUAAUAUGUGGCUCAAGUUGGCACUUGGUGUUGGUGCUCAAAAAGUCAAGGAAAUUUUGGCUUAUGAGGAUUGGACAUACAAGCUGCAAUUACAGCUCUGUAAUGUGUAUGUGAGAGAUGUACCAAUAGAUACCAAAGUUGACAUUUAUGACGAAACUGUGAGCUAUGUUAUUCUUGUUUAUGGAAGUGCAAAAGAUUGUCAGUUACAGAAAAUAUAUUUUGCACCCAAACUAAUUCCUAAAACGUGUCAUCAGAUACAAGGUACUGCAAAAAUAACAAAACUAUUUGUAAUGCAGACAUCAGUUGACCUAAAGAAAUGCAGGAACAAUACUAAACGAUAUGUGCCUGUAUGCAAACAUGUAAUAAAACAUGAAGCUUAUGCAGGUCCUGUGACAUCACCAACAGAUUUCAUUUCUGAAAGGAACCUACCUUCAGAAACCACUAUGAAUCUUCAGAAAAGUAUGAAUGAAUGUCCCAUCGACAUCACGGUGAACUUGGAAGCACUUGAGACUUUCUGA
Messenger RNA from Trichosurus vulpecula (common brushtail), 3558 nucleotides. RefSeq names its product solute carrier family 9 member C1 (gene SLC9C1). Gene Ontology annotation, molecular function: sodium:proton antiporter activity. Gene Ontology annotation, cellular component: membrane. Gene Ontology annotation, biological process: proton transmembrane transport. Bases 1 to 3558 code for a protein of 1185 amino acids. The record is from RefSeq and is a predicted model, not a curated record. NCBI's taxonomy places the organism in Eukaryota, Metazoa, Chordata, Mammalia, Diprotodontia, Phalangeridae. The transcript is spliced from 27 exons.